UCUCGCUUGAUUGUUAAGAAUCUACCAAAAGAUCUCACCGAAGAGAAAUUCCGGGAACAUUUCGCCAGUAAAGGCGAGGUGACCGAUGCAAAGCUAAUGAAGACAGCAAGAUUUGGUUUUAUUGGUUACCGUACCGAGAAAGCCGCAGAAGCUGCAAUGAAGCAUUUUAACAAUACUUUUAUAAACAUGGCCAAAAUUAGUGUCGAAAUUGCAAUUCCCGUAAUAAACGAAACCACUAAAAAGAAUGACACUUUCGAGGUAGAGGAAACAGACGCAUUCAAGGCCAAGCAGGAAAAGAAAUCCCAGCACGUCAAUGAAUUGAAGAAUGCGGAAGAGAAUGAUCCUAAGCUCAAAGAGUAUCUGAGUGUCAUGGCAGCUAGAUCCAAGACCAAGACCUGGGCUAACGACGAUGUUGCUCCCAUUAACGGACUUGGAAAGGCCAAUGGUGGUGCUGACGAUGAGGCUCACAAGCUGGCUCUUGCUGCCGAUCCCGAAGACGAUUUGUAUGAGGAUUUGCCACCAAAGAAGUCUCAGGCUGCAGAUGACGAUGAAGACGAAGAUGAGGAGAUGGAAGAAUCUGUAGAGGACGAGGAUUCCAAGGAAAAGACAAAGUCCAAGAAGACAAAGUCCAAGAAGAGCGAAGGUAGUGAAGGCAGCGCACAGAAACCCGAUGAGGACGCAGUUAUGGAAGAUGCCGCAGAACAGAAGCCAAAGUAUGACGAUGAUGCCAAUGUAAGAGGAAAGCCUGACGAAGUUGAUCCUAAAGAUCAGAUCAACGAUACUGGCCGUCUGUUUGUUCGUAACUUGUCAUACUCUUGCACCGAGCAAGAUCUUCGUGACUUGUUCUCUCCAUUUGGUCCCAUUUCAGAGGUUUAUUUGCCUAUUGCAAAGGAUACCAAGCGAUCCAAGGGUUUUGCAUAUAUCCUUUUCUUGAUGCCUGAGCACGCAAUCAAAGCUUAUGAGGCUUUGGAUAUGAAGUUCUUCCAGGGUCGUCUUUUGCACAUUUUGGCUUCCAAGGAAAAGCCCCCACCAAAGGAAGACGAGUUCUUUGGUCCCAAUGGAACCAAAUUGAGUAGUGUGAAGAAGGACAAGGAAAAGAAGCGUAGAAACAUGGCUGGCAGUGACUUUAACUGGAACUCACUGUAUAUGAGCAGCGAUGCCAUUGCUGCCUCUAUUGCUGAUCGUCUCGGCGUAUCAAAAUCCGAUGUCCUGAACCCUGAUGCAGACAACAUGGCUGUUAGAUUGGCCUUGGCAGAGACACAGAUUGUUACCGAGACAAAGGAGUUUUUCGAGAAACACGGUAUUAUUUUGGACACUUUUGGAUCAAAGGAUCGUAGUGAGAAUGUUAUUUUGGUCAAGAACAUUCCCUUUGGAACUAGUGAAGAAGAAAUCCGUGGUCUGUUUGGCAAAUUUGGAGAACUUGGCAGAGUACUUAUCCCUCCUGCCAAAACAAUGGCUGUUGUCGAAUUUAUUGAAAACAACGAAGCUCGUGCCGCUUUUAGAGGUCUUGCCUACCGUCGUUUCAAGGAUUCUUUGAUUUACCUUGAAAAGGCACCCAAUGGCUUGUUCAAAGAUAAAUAUGACCCUGCCGCUAUUAAGAAGAGAGCCGAAGAACAUGUUGCUAAAAAGGCUGCUGCCGCUGAACUCAUGGAAACCUCUACCAAGGAUGAUGAUUCAGAUGUCGCAACCUUGUUUGUCAAGAAUCUCAGCUUCUCUACAACAGUCGAGUCUUUGAAAAAGGUGUUCUCCAACUUGGAGGGUUACCGGUCAUCGCGUAUCAAUGUCAAGCCGGAUCCCAAGGUUCCUGGAAAGAAUUUGAGCAUGGGUUUUGGAUUCGUAGAGUUUAACAACAAGGAAAAUGCAUCCAAAGCACUUGCUGCUAUGCAAGGAUAUACUCUCGAUGGACAUGCUCUUGAGCUCAAGUUCUCUCAUCGCAACACAGACGCAAAGCCUUCUUCAACAAAGGCAGAAACCACCAAGCUGGUGGUACGAAACGUGCCUUUCGAAGCAACCUCAAAGGAUUUGACAGAACUAUUUGGUACAUACGGACAACUCAAGUCUAUGCGUCUUCCCAAGAAGUUCAAUGGUGGUCACCGAGGUUUUGCUUUUUUGGACUUUAUGACCAAGCAAGAGGCCAAGAAUGUAUAUGACAACAUGGGAAGUAUCCAUUUGUACGGUCGUCACUUGGUGCUUGAAUGGGCACAAGAAGAAGAUGGCAUUGAUGCUUUAAGAGAGAAGACCGGCAAGUCUUAUGCAAAAGAAGAGAGCCACAACGGACGUAAUGCCAAGCGACAGAGAGUAGACUUGGAUGGUGUAGAAGACGACAUGCUGGAGUAA
This is a messenger RNA of Phycomyces blakesleeanus NRRL 1555(-), 2337 nucleotides long. RefSeq lists its product as hypothetical. The record is from RefSeq and is a predicted model, not a curated record. The transcript has 7 exons. The annotation marks the transcript as partial. Lineage: Eukaryota; Fungi; Mucoromycota; Mucoromycetes; Mucorales; Phycomycetaceae. Gene Ontology annotation, molecular function: RNA binding.